Messenger RNA from Cololabis saira (Pacific saury), 2566 nucleotides. RefSeq names its product selenium binding protein 1 (gene selenbp1). The coding region runs from base 59 to 1477 and encodes 472 amino acids. NCBI's taxonomy places the organism in Eukaryota, Metazoa, Chordata, Actinopteri, Beloniformes, Belonidae. The record is from RefSeq and is a predicted model, not a curated record. The transcript is spliced from 12 exons. Gene Ontology annotation, molecular function: selenium binding.
ACUGGUCCAGACCUUCAGAACCCCGAACCUGCACGGACCUGCGGAACCAGAACGAGACAUGGCCAGCUGUUCAGGAUGUGGACCCGGGUACCGGACCCCGCUGGACGCGAUGAAAGGUCCGAGGGAGCAGAUCGUCUACCUGCCCUGCAUUUACCGCAGCACCGGGAUCCAGCAGCCCGACUACCUGGCCACGGUGGACGUGGACCCCAAAUCCCCCAAGUUCUGCCAGGUGAUCCACCGGCUCCCGAUGCCGAACCUGCGUGACGAGCUUCACCACUCGGGCUGGAACGCUUGUAGCAGCUGCUACGGGGACCGGACCAGAACCCGGGACCGGCUGAUCCUGCCGUCCCUCAUCUCCUCCAGGAUCUACGUCAUCGACACGGGGACGGAUCCCAGGGAGCCCCGGAUCCACAAGAUGGUGGAGCCCGUGGACCUGUUCUGGAAGGCCGGCCUGGCUAACCCUCACACCAGCCACUGCCUGGGGAACGGCCAGAUCAUGAUCAGCUGCAUGGGCGACCCGGAGGGGAACGGGAGAGGCGGGUUCGUCCUGCUGGACGGCGAGACGUUCGAGGUCGUCGGGAACUGGGAACAUCCGGGGGAAGCGGCUCCGUUCGGCUACGACUUCUGGUACCAACCGCGGCACAACGUGAUGAUCAGCACCGAGUGGGGGGCGCCGAAGGCCCUGGUGGACGGGUUUGACCCCAAACACGUUAAAGAAGGUCUGUACGGGACGUCCCUGCACAUCUGGGACUGGACGUCCCACCGGAAGCUGCAGACGCUGCACCUGGGGGACGACGGUGCGAUUCCCCUGGAGGUUCGGUUCUUGCACGACCCGGACGCCACCGAGGGCUACGUGGGCUGCGCCCUGAAGGGCUGCGUGUUCCGGUUCUACAAGACCCCGAAAGGAGACUGGGCAGCAGAGAAAGUCAUCACGGUUCCCAGUAAGAAGGUCCAGGGAUGGAAACUACCGGAGAUGCCCAGUCUCAUCACAGACAUCCUGAUCUCGUUGGACGACCGGUUCCUUUAUUUCAGUAACUGGCUGCACGGAGACAUCAGGCAGUAUGACAUCACAGACCGCAGGAACCCCCGGCUGGCGGGACAGGUUUUCCUGGGGGGAAGUCUCGUCAACGAUGGACCCGUGAAGGUUCUGGAGGAUCCGGAGAACGAGGACCAGCCGGGACCCAGAAUCAUCCAGGGACGGCGUGUCUCCGGAGGUCCUCAGAUGCUGCAGCUCAGUCUGGACGGACGGAGACUCUACGUGACGACGUCUCUGUUCAGUGGCUGGGACAAAGCCUUCUACCCGGAGAUGCUCAGUGACGGCUCGGUGAUGAUGCAGAUCGACGUGGACUCGGCUAACGGGGGUCUGUCCCUGAACCAGGACUUCCUGGUCGACUUCGGGAAAGAGCCGCACGGGCCGGCGUUAGCCCACGAGCUACGCUACCCGGGGGGGGACUGCACCUCCGACAUCUGGAUCUGAGGACCGGGACCUGGACCUGGGUCUGGGUCUGGACCUGCAGGACCGGAACCUGGACCUGCAGGACCUGGACCUGGACCUGGGUCUGGACCUGCAGGACCGGAACCUGGACCUGCAGGACCUGGACCUGGACCUGGGUCUGGACCUGCAGGACCGGGACCAGGACCUGGGUCUGGACCUGCAGGACCUGGACCUGGACCUGGACCAGAAUCCAUCCAUCCAUCCGUCCCUGCAUACAUAAUUAGGGGCGUGGCUUCAUGACUGACAGCUGUCAUCACAACAUUUCCAUGAACUUUAACCUCCAACUAAGAACCUGACCAAGUAAAAUUAAUCUUUUUGUAGAGAAUGUCUGUGUUGCUAACGGCUAACUGCUAACUGCUCACGGCUAACGGCUACCUGCUAACGGCUAACUGCUAACGGCUAACUGCUAACGGGUCAUUUUUAAUCAUUCUUAAAAUCAUUAAACAUUCCAAACUUCACUCCUCGUUUCUCUGGUUCUUGUGAUUUAGACGGAUAAUAACUGUCUCUGAUAACUUUAAUCAUUUAUUAUUUACUAUUAAGAAAAUGUUCAAAUCUGUUCUGAAGUUGAUUCAGAAAAAGGUUGAAUUAAACUGACUUUUGUAAAAUUCCUGUCUUUGAAGAAAGUAAUAAAAUUAUCUUAGAAAUCUGCUCUCGUUAUUCUGACAGUUGGCAAAAAGAAAUAACGUGGUAAUAAUGAUGAAUAAAAGCUGCAGCAGGAGAGGUUAAUUACCCAUCAUGCACCUGGGCCCCCGACCCGGAGCAACAGGAUCUGGACCUAUAAAUAUAAAUCUAUAUAUCGACAUAUCUACAUAUAACUAUAAAUCAAUAUAUAUUAACAGAGAUAUAGAUACAUAAAUAAUGUACGUAUAAUAUAACUCACAACAUAUCUAAUCAAUAAUAUACAUCUAUAUAUCUACAUAUAUUAAUAAAGGUUCAUAUCUACAUGUUUAUUCACAUCUGAGAUUAAAUUAAACGUAUUUCUGAUUGAUUUGUUUGGAAUUUUAACCUCAUUAAAGUCACAGCCACCAAACCUAAAGUUGUGGAAAACAAGGGUUUUGUCAAUAAAGAAUU